UCUUAGAGGAUGGCAGAGGUGAAAGCAGCCUCUGGGACAACUGCAGGCAUGUGGGGCUCCCCAUCACCCCUUCCCUCUUCCUGACACCCACCCUGUGCACUACCCCCAGGGAAGCCUUUUGAGGAUUCCAGACUGAGCUUCCACCUGGAGCUCUCGGGAAGCUCCGAGCUGUCCAUGCAGGUGGCCCUGGACCGAUUCCAGACCUGGGAGGGCUGGGGGGGGGGAGGGCAGGAGUUCUUUGCUUCUCGCCAGUGUGUUGCAAUCACUUGUACUUUGCCUGGGUCAAUAGGCAGAGUCACGUGACUGCAUGACAGCGGACCUCUGAGAUGGCCGCGUUCCACGUUUCCAAGAAACCCUGAAUCCCGGGGAUGUCAUUUGUUUCGAGCGGCCCGGAGGAGCGGAAGGCAUCCGGGGUUAGGUGUGUGAAGACAGAUCCAAGGAUGCCACUGCUUGGGACAGGCUGGUCAGGGUCACCUGUCAGUGCCUCACCUGUCAAGAGGGGUAGAUAAUGACAACUGUUCUCCACAGGAGGUUUUGUGACGACGAACUAGGUUCACGCGUGGGUGAGACCCUCGUCAAUUUUCCCACUGACUCUGAAGGCAGGGACGUAUCUUACUCAUUUCUGUGUCCUCAGGACCCAGCACAGUGCCCGGCUGACUCAAAUGUUUGUUGACUGAGUGCAAGAAUGGGUGAUGCGUGGCCGUUCCAGCAGCAGCACCCCCGGUGUGCCAGCCCAAGGGUGCCACUAGUGGGCACCACGCGGCCCCGCGCCUGUCCGUCUCCUCCCGAGCCACGGUGGUAGCCAGAAUGGAAGGCGCCCCCCAGGGGGGCCUGCAGACCGUCAUGAAGUGGAAAACGGUCGUUGCCAUCUUUGUGGUCGUGGUGGUCUAUCUCGUCACGGGCGGUCUGGUCUUCCGGGCGCUGGAACAGCCCUUCGAGAGCAGCCAGAAGAACACCAUCGCCUUGGAGAAGGCAGAAUUCCUGCGGGAUCACAUCUGCGUGAGCCCACAGGAGCUGGAGACGCUGAUCCAGCAUGCCCUUGACGCUGAUAAUGCAGGAGUAAGUCCAAUAGGAAACUCUUCCAACAACAGCAGUCACUGGGACCUUGGAAGUGCCUUUUUCUUUGCUGGAACUGUCAUCACCACCAUAGGGUAUGGGAAUAUUGCUCCGAGCACUGAAGGAGGCAAAAUCUUUUGUAUUUUAUAUGCCAUCUUUGGAAUUCCGCUUUUUGGUUUCUUAUUGGCUGGAAUUGGAGACCAACUGGGAACCAUCUUUGGGAAAAGCAUUGCAAGAGUGGAGAAGGUCUUUCGAAAAAAGCAAGUGAGCCAGACCAAGAUCCGGGUCAUCUCAACCAUCCUGUUCAUCUUGGCCGGCUGUAUUGUGUUUGUGACGAUCCCUGCUGUCAUUUUCAAAUAUAUCGAGGGGUGGACAGCCUUGGAGUCCAUUUACUUUGUGGUGGUCACUCUCACCACUGUAGGCUUUGGUGAUUUUGUGGCAGGGGGAAACGCUGGGAUCAAUUACCGGGAGUGGUAUAAGCCCCUAGUGUGGUUUUGGAUCCUUGUUGGCCUUGCCUACUUUGCAGCCGUCCUCAGUAUGAUCGGAGAUUGGCUACGGGUUCUAUCCAAAAAGACAAAAGAAGAGGUCGGUGAAAUCAAGGCCCACGCGGCCGAGUGGAAGGCCAACGUGACGGCCGAGUUCCGGGAGACACGGCGGCGGCUCAGCGUGGAGAUCCACGACAAGCUGCAGCGGGCGGCCACCAUCCGCAGCAUGGAGCGCCGGCGCCUGGGCCUGGACCAGAGGGCCCACUCGCUGGACAUGCUGUCCCCCGAGAAGCGCUCCGUCUUCGCCGCCCUGGACACGGGCCGCUUCAAGGCCUCAUCCCAGGAGAGCAUCAACAACCGGCCCAACAACCUGCGCCUGAAGGGGUCGGAGCAGCUCAACAAACACGGGCAGGGCGCCUCGGAAGACAACAUCAUCAACAAGUUCGGGUCCACCUCCAAGCUCACCAAGAGGAAAAACAAGGACCUCAAAAAGACCUUGCCCGAGGACGUCCACAAAAUCUACAAGACCUUCCGGAAUUACUCCCUGGACGAAGAGAAGAAGGAGGAGGAGACGGAGAAGAUGUGCAACUCGGACCACUCCAGCACGGCCAUGCUGACUGAGUGCAUCCAGCAGCAGGCCGGGAUGGAGAACGGGCUGGUCCCCACGGACACCAGAGACCAGGAACUCGAGAACAACGCAUUACUUGAAGACAGAAACUAAAUGCUGAGGACCUUGGACUUGACCAAGCGUCGUGUUUUUUAUAUUCACCCUGAGACACGUGCCUUAAACAGACUUCUCGUUAGUCCGAAAUUACAUAGCAUCGAAGAAUAUAUUUCACUGUGCCAUAAACGACUGAGAUGAGAAAGAUCGCUCUGCCGAAAGGAGUCAAAGAACAAGGACUGCACUUCUGGCGGCGGCCGCAGGACACUGGGGGAGUGUUCGCACACGCAGGAGGUCGUGGCCGCAAAUGUUAAGGGCGUGUCUGGGACGGUGCUUGCACCCCUGUGUGGUGCCACCCCGGCCCCAGCAUGUAGAAAAGGGCAGCUAUUCCUUAGACCAGCCUUCUGAAAGGAACAGAUGUGUCUCCUAAGUGGAGUCUCAUUUUCCGAACCUACCGUUAGAGAUACGUGCACACACAGAAGGGGACCAGAUGGGGGGUGAACGAGUACCUGCAGGGAGGGUCUGAGUUGGCAUUUUGGCAUGUUGCUCCGAGCUUGAGUUUUGAUACAAACCCUUCAGGGCGCACCUACUCUUUCUAGGCUCCAAAUGAGCGUCUGUGGGACCUGAGAGCACGUGGAAUUUGUUGGCAACAGAUCAGAGCACACGUAUUCAAAGGUGCAAUUGCUUUCCUCAUUACAAAAGAGAAAAAAAAUCACAAAUGCAUCACACUGUGGAAUACCACCUUAACCAACGACAGAAGCCUACUGAACUUUGUCUUUUCGACGAACGAUGAAAAAAGUGAACCCGCGAGCAUCGGCGGACACUCGGCCUCAUUUGCUGCAUGGUUACGGGCACAACAUCAUGCAUUUUCCUCAGUGGGUGCAGUGGUGAAAAUAAACUGGUUCUGAAACGUUCACGUUCACUUUUCUAGUGGAACUUCGGUUAUAAGUCGUUUUGAUAAGAGGGGGAAGAAAUACCAAAACAAUUGCCUUGCAUGAUGCCAGUGGCUUGCUGUUCUGUCUAGCUGAUCCUAAUUUUUUUUAUAAAAAUAGACAUCCUGCAUGUCUGAGACAUACCAAGGAGGACCAUGGCAUCAUUCCAUCUCAGGGCUUUUUGUCCCUUUGGGUGUCUUAAGGUAGACAUAGUGACGAGGUCCAGUCCUGCUAUCUCCAAACGAAAGAAAGAUUCCCCCAACAACUCUUGUACACGAAGAUUGAAUUGUUUUAAAAUUGCCUGCAGCUUAAGUGCCAUUAAUGCCAUUUACAAAUAAUGCUUAAAAGAAAUAUUUACAACAUUCCACUUUUAUGUUUGGGUGUUCCUUAUUUUGAAAGCAUCACUUCUUUUCCUUGCUCGUUUCUUUAGCCCACACCUGCUACUCACGAAAGUUGGAACCCCAGUGUGAUCGAUCGUUUCAAGGCAAACAAUAGCAACACCUGAUAAUUCUGAUUGUUCCAUGAGGUUAAAAUUGUGAAGGAAAGUGGGGGAGUGGCUAGUCAUAGGUUUUGAGAAGAUUCUGAAUUGAUGAUUUUUUUUUUUUUUUAAUCAGAAAGGGCAAAAUAUGUGCUAGGCUCACCAUCCUUAGCCUUUUGCAUAACUGGCUGGCCAUUCACACGUAGCUACGUGGACCACACUCUGAAGCCUUUGGACUUGCAAACCCAGGAGGUUGCAGGUUGUGGUCCUCCCAGGCUCAGCGCCGCCUGUUGGGGGUUUCACACAAUUCACACACAGAGUGGAUUUAAUCAAGAGAUCACAGGACUAGUGGAGACUUCCCGAAACCAUCUAAUGCUUUCUGACUUCUGGGGAGAAUUAUAUCCGCCACAUCCUUGACCACUGGUACCAGGGCAGACCUCUUCCUGCCCGUCUCCCCAAAAUGCCUGGACCACAUGUAGCUCCCCUUUCCCCUGCCCCAAAUUUUGGGCUCCAGUUAAAGUUCUGGCAUUUCCUUUGGGAAGGAGCCAAAGAAGAGUCACUUUCAUGAGGCCCUUCCUUUCCAACGGUAGAUUUGGUUUAGUGCCUCCACUUGGCUGGAGCUGUGGCUCACUGGUGACAUCCUGCAUCCACACAUUAAGAGACGCAGGAAACGACGCUUAUGCAGGUGUGGGCGUUGGCUCUUACUGGGAGAGUCCUUCAAGCCUGCAAAACGUGUUUUCAUUGGUGGAUAACUGGGACUUUCUUAUUCCAACAAGUUAAAACCUUCCUGAUUAAACUAGCUAUCGAUCCACCCUGUAUUACUUCUCACCUUCUUUACAGUAAUGUGUUAAACAUUCUAGACCCUACAGACAAAGCUGGCGAAGAGGCUUCCCUGUCAUGUAUCCAGUGGUUUCCGUGGGCCGGGCACUAGAUUUAGGCACUUUAUGGGCGUUAAAUGCUCGCUGAAACCUCACAGGAACACUGUACUAGAAGUGGUUAUAAACCCACUAUACAGAUGAGGACACGGGAGCUCAGGGAAGCUAAGUAAUUUACCCAAUGGCACACAGCAAGAAGGUGAUAGAGCUGGAAUUCAAAGGCCAUCUGACCGAGGUCUGCUUUUGACUUUGCUAUAGCGUCCAUGUUAUGCAUUCUUGUGUGUAUGUGUGUGUGUGUGUGUGUGUGUGUGUGUGCGUGUGUGUCUUUCUAGUUUCAUGGACACGGCACACAGAGGUGGGGAGAAGAUCUCUGUUACCAAGAGGGCACAAGGUCUUUGCGUAAACAUGACCUCGCGGGUUACCCCUGCAGUUACGUAAACAUUAUUUUGGUUUGGGUUUUGGGAAGGCUGUAUGCGGCACACUUUCUGUACUGUUAAAACUGCCCUUUGAAAGCACUCUUUUGCACUUUACUUGCUUAGUUUGCAGGAACUCCGAAUACAGCAGGAAUAAAACAAUUCAAAGCGCUAAACUAAGCUGCACAUUCUACCAAAUGGAACAGGUGUUGGUGUGUGCUUCCCCAAACGAGUCAAAUCACAGUAAAUACAGAGGGAUCCAAAACAGCCCUUGGCUGAGAGUGGGAAAAUCUCCAAAAUAACCUGUUCCCUGAGUACGGGGGGGAGGGGGCACAAAGCCCCAAGGAAUAUAAUCAAAGAAGAGCCCUCCCUCUGUGGAGAUUGAUCCAUUAAAUAUGCAGUGUUGGACAAACUAUAACAUACUCUCCAAAGGAGAUGCUGAGAGGGAAUAAGAGCUUGGACUCUGCUUAGUGUGUACAAGCUAAGAUCUGGGGGGAGGCUAGUUGUUGUGAAGCUGUUUGAAUGUCACCCUUGUAAGAUGGGGCCAAACAGCAUGUAGCAAGACUGCUACACAUUCUAAACACACGUCAGCACAGCCCUGCCCUUCCAGCCUGCGCCCCACCCCCUGCCCACAUAAACCUGGAAUAAAUGCCUCAAUUUUGCACACGGGAAGAACACAUGUUCCGUAUCUUCAGUGGGUGGUGACUUUCACUUCACCUGGUAACUGGGUACCAAUUUUUUCUUCCCUGACAGAUCUGGAGGUUUACUGGUGACAGCUGAGGGACGGUUUGGAGACUAGAGCUCCAUACCAACUCCUCACCCAAUAGCAAACUCUAAGAACUUAGCGCUUUUGGGGGUAGGGCCCUAAUGUGUGUGUAGGUAGGGGUGUUCCUGGCCUACAGGUGGGGUGACUGGGACUCUUGGUCUGCACUCCCCUGUCCCAGCCUGUGAUGGUGGGCAACUGAGUCCUUGCGCAUCCAACUUUGUUACCUCAUCAGCACAUCGAGGGAAUUGAACACACAAAAUCAUCGAGGUCCCUUUUAGUUCUGCAGCAUUCUGACCAAGCAUCCCCUGGUCCACGAGUUUGUUAAAUUUAUUAAGAACCAUAUUAGCUGGGUUUGUAAAUACCGACUAAUGGGCCCCUUCAUCUUAGGCUAAGAGAAGAGCUUAGUCUCCUGCCCUUUGGGAUUUGUUUUCUGGGUAAUUGAUGGAGACCAGAUGUAUUUGGGAGCCUGGUGUCCAAAUUAGAAUCAUGCCCUGUGUAGGCUCACUCUAUCCUCCCUUACAGCAGGCUGUCACCCGGAGGGCUCAGGCGAUGCGGACAUUUUUUGCAUGGCGUUAAGAUUAUUUAAAGAAUUUUAAGCUGUUGCUAUUUGCAGUCAAAUGUAGUAAAAGUUCCCCUUGAUUUGAUUACUUCAUGAAUUCAUAUACUAUACACAGGUCUCUCUCUCUCUCUCUCUCUCUCACACACACACACACACACACACACACACACUGGAAAUGGCUGCCUUGGGUUCUAUGGGGGACCAUUCCAUGUUGAAAGUCCUAAUUGCACUAGACAUUAGCAAACCACCUCCUUCCUCCCUCCGAGAGGAGGACUUCCUGGCUGAGUCAAUGCCGCUCAUCUAUUUGUGUGCUUGGUUUUGGGGAUUAGUGAGAAUGUAGCCAGAAUUUGGGUGAGGCAGAUUUAUACUCAUUGGAUUGGGUAAGAAUGGAGACCAUCCAAUGUAUACCAUGGUUUCUGAACCAUAGGAAAGGCAUAAGAAAAUAAAACAAACGUGCAGAGACUCUCUAAAAAAAAAUGAGGAAGAAACCAGUAUUGCAUUUCUUGUCUUUGCUUUCCGUAUCCCGCUGAUGUUUCAAGUGGAGGUUAUUGUUUCUGUGAUGAUGCACCUAUGUGCAAAGACGGUGGCUGUGUCAGCAGAGAGAACUUUCAUCAGUAUAGUUAGUGUAAGAGCUAGUUAGCAAUGGUCUUAAAAAAUAAAAAUGGGGACUCUCUGAAACAAAGGUGACUUCAAUUUGGCAUUGUCGAUGCUAUAUUCUGCAUAUGGAAACUUUGGGAUAGCAUGUUGAGGACAUGGCUUAUAAACAAAGCCCUGCACUCUGUCUUUGCGCGAUAAACCACCUGUGUUUUUCUUCACCAACUUGCCCGCAGUCCAUGUAAACUUCAGUCCUCCUGUGGCAGUCCCUAGGCCACAUGACGUCAGCGCAGUGGCAUUGAGGAGAAAUAAGAAGUGUCUCUGAUUUUACUGAAAGUGAUUAUCAUUUUCACAGGUGCCUAAGAUUUGAAAUCUACCUUCUGUUCUUGGUUCUUAAGUGAAAAAUCUCUCAUAGUUCCCUGUGCAUUAAAAAAAAAAAAAAAGCCCUUGAGAGGACUCUGCUCCAUCAAAACAGCAGACCUGUGCUGCGGAGGGCAACUGGAAAACCUCUCCUUUGCCAUCAGGGUGCCGAGCUUGAAGGGGGAAGGUGCAGUGGUACCUAGAAGUGACAUGCAAACUAACCCACAUACCAGCCUCCAGCCUCUCCCGUCCCAGACUCACAGGCAGGGGACCCAGUGAUGAUGAAAACCCUUGUGUGGAGGUGUUUUACCUAUUUUUCUCUCUGUAGGAUUUCAUGGUGCUUUAAAAAAAAAAUAAAGGCAUUUUACUGAAAAUGCGGGGUGGGGGGAGGAGGGAAUUUCGUAAUGUUCUUAGGAAAAGUACAAAAGCAAAUUUGCUUGUAACAUUUCAAUAAGCUGUGCUGCUAUUGUCUUUAUUUGAUGAUGAUGUAAUUUUUUUUCCAAUGAUGCAGAAAAUUGCAACAAAGACCUUCUGGAAGAUCCAA
Molecule: messenger RNA, 7723 nt
Organism: Neofelis nebulosa (Clouded leopard)
Lineage: Eukaryota; Metazoa; Chordata; Mammalia; Carnivora; Felidae
Gene: KCNK10
Product: potassium two pore domain channel subfamily K member 10
Exons: 7
Coding region: 808-2262 (484 amino acids)
Biological process (GO): potassium ion transmembrane transport; stabilization of membrane potential
Cellular component (GO): membrane
Molecular function (GO): potassium ion leak channel activity
Source: RefSeq, a predicted model, not a curated record